Dicrocoelium dendriticum is the source of this 1314-nucleotide messenger RNA. The record is from the annotation of a GenBank genome assembly. Lineage: Eukaryota; Metazoa; Platyhelminthes; Trematoda; Plagiorchiida; Dicrocoeliidae.
GUCCGUGACAGUCUACACAAACUAAUGGAUCCGAAAUCCGACAUUUUGUCUUCCAAUCCUCUCAUCAAAGCUAAUCGUGGUGGAAAACAACCCAUCCGGAUUCCUGCUUCUUCGAAGAAGCUUAAAGCAGCACAGCAGCUACUUCGGAAACUUAAACAUUCCAAGAAUGCCUUACGUCUUGUGACUUGCGAGUUUGACCAGCAGUUUCUGCAUUCUCCUGGUCUGUUGGGUGCAUUCACUCCAAAACUGGAAGUUGGAUGGCAGUCUUGCACAAUCAAUCUGAAUGAGUCUGGUUUCCCUGACCUCGAUGCUUCUGUGUCCAGACAACUUCCACCACUCAUACGGCCAACAGAUCCGGCCGUUUUUGGUCGUUCCGGGCCGGUCCCCAUAUCCAACUCGUUCACAUGGACGCGAUGCGAACCCCGCCUUGUUUCGGAGUCAGAGGAAGAUCCCACCAUUUUAUUGGAGCCCGUCUCGGAGCCCGAAGUUGUCGUUCUUCUUACUACUGAUCAAACGAAAAAGCUAUUGGAAGUCCCUAGGGGAAGUGGUUCCAGUCGAGUUUCAACUUUGGACUCCUUCGGUUCCUGUCUGAAGCAGUUGGGUCGCCCCGUUACUUGUAUCUUUUUGACUGGCGUAAAGCUCCGUGGUUCGAGCAGAAAGCGAACAUCGGGCUCCAGCGUACCUCUCUCUCUAAAUCAACUAUGCGCUAAACUACAAAUCACAUGGGGCAUAUCGGCUAUCCGCAUUUGCAACACCGUCGAAGAUGUGGCCCUUGUACUGGCGGCCUACACCCGAUCCAUCAGUGAGCGUCCUUUUAAGGAAGGCCGUCUAUCUCGCGAUGAGGGCCUCUGUUUUCUCCCCGACACAAUUCGCGCCGGACUGGCUGGCUGUGCCUCUCGAGGCCGUGGUGCCGGACCAGCUCCGGCUUCACCCGUAACUGGCAAACCUAUGGGAACCGAUUCCCGCGCUCUCUACGCUUGGGCGAAUCGCGUUUGGCUUUCUCAGCUUGGCCAAUGGCGUGGUGUGACCGGCGAAAUAGCUCACGCGAUCACUCAGUCUUAUCCAACUGCUCGCGCCUUCUUCCACGCCUGUCAUACACGGACAAACUCCACUGAUAACGAUCACAUGAUCUGUCCUUCCUCGCGUGAUCCCUCCGGCCAAAGACGCCCACAUCCGCUGGAAUCGAAGUUGGCCGACCUUGAAAUCCGACGGGGAGCUGGCGUUUUGGCAUCCACACGUCGUCUAGGCCCCGAGCUUGCUCGACGUUUGAUCUUGUAUUUUACAACGGACGAUCCGAAUUUUGUAAUUGAGUGA